GUGUCGUAUCAAGAGUACUGGGUAAGCAGCCUACCAGCCCAGUUGACUAUUUCCAUCAUAUUUGGCGUUAUCUGCAGAACAAUCAGGUACUAUCAACCCACUCCAAGAAAACCACGUCAAGAUACGGCGGUAAAGUCCGCUCAAACAAGGUUUCUUAUCGAGAGCGGUAUUUUCCGCCAGGCUCUUUCUUCAAUGAAAUACCCCGGACUCGAUGCUCUCCUCUACUUAAUUUCCAGGAGAUAAGACUCGUCUUAUAACCUGAGCUAGUUCCUGACUACUCUUGACUGAACCUUUCUCCUGGUCUCACGCCGCCACACGCAAUUGAAUAAUGACGACAGACACAGCAGACACGGCAGUUGACUGGCCUCCGGGGACUGUUCGCCUGGAGGACAUGCGACCCCAGGCGGAUGGACAAGUCCUCCUGCAGCCUCGACCGACGGAGGAUCCCAACGACCCGCUGAACUGGUCCGGCGGGCGGAAAUAUCUGAACUUUGGGCUGGUCUGCCUGUAUGUGGUCAUGGUGAACGAGUUCAUCAACGCGUCGACGCCCACCUGGGGCCCGAUGCAGACGCAGCUGGGCUACAGCAAUGAGCAGCUGAAUGACAGUUACGCCAUCGGCUGUGCGGCCCUGGCGACAGGGUCCAUCAUACUCAUCCCCUUUGCGCUCAAGUUUGGCCGUCGUCCUAUCGUGCUCGUCAGCACUGUGGCGCAGUUUGCCUUGAGCAUCUGGUCAGCCAAGAUGCAGACUGUCGCUGAUCUCCUCCUCAUCAAUUUCCUCCAAUGUUUCCUCGGCUCGCUGACAGAGGUGCUCGUUCAGAUGACAGUGGCCGAUCUCUUCUUCGUCCAUCAACGGGGCCGCUUAAACGGGCUUUAUAUCUGGGUCUGGUGGGUUGCAGGCGCCCUGGGACCCUUGAUUGCCGGCUACAUUACUCUGGGGCAGGGUUGGCGAUGGGUGUGGUGGUGGAACGCGAUCUUCUUUGGCGCGUGUGUUGUGAUUAUCGGCUUUGCAUACGAGGAGUCCAAGUUCGAUGCCUCUGUCAUCACCGCUCUGCCAGAGCCAGAGACAAUCGUGGAGGCUGGCAAGUCCGACAAGGCCAAGGCUGACUGCAUCCGAGAACCCCAAGCAGGAGGACCACCGGAUCCAUGUGGCAGCAUCCCCAUCAAAACCUACUGGCAACGGAUGGCACUGACAACGUCUUCUCCUGCCCUCGAUACCAAGACGUUCCUGCGUCACAUGUACCAGCCGUUCAUUCUGUUGGCCACCAUUCCCGGGAUUGCCUGGGUGGCGCUGGUCUAUGGCAUCCUGGUUGCCCUGGGAGAUGUCAUGUCGACCACCCUGUCGACCUUUAUGAAACAGCCCCCAUACAACUUCGACUCGCAUCAGAUCGGCCUCAUGAGUCUGCCGCAGAUCAUUGGCAUCACCCUGGGCUCUCUGAUCGGGGGUCCCCUGAGCGACUGGGUGGUCCUAUUCAUCUCUCGCCGCAACAAGGGGAUCUACGAGCCCGAAGCUCGGCUGUGGUGCAUGCUUCCUUUCCUGGUCUUCAUCCCGCUGGGCGCUCUCCUCUUCGGCUUGGGUCUGAAUAAUGGUCUUUCCUGGCCAGUGAUUGCCGUGGGGUUUGCCUUGUACAAUAUCGGCGUGGCACCCAUAAACGCCAUUACCAUCACCUAUUUAACCGACUCUUAUAAAGAUGUCAUCGGUGAUGCCUUGGUUGGUGUCACAGUUAUCCGUAACUCAUUCAGCACGGCGUUCAUCUUCGCCUUGACCCCCUGGAUCUCAGCAAUUGGCAUCAAGUAUGUGUUUGUGACGAUUCUUCUCAUUGCCUGUGCCAUCCUUGCUUUCUCUGCGGUUUUCAUCAAAUGGGGGAAGCAGUUUCGCUCGAUGAGUGCGGACAGGUACCGUCGUUAUGCCUUAUGGCAGUACCAGGGGAGAAUGUAGUCAGUGUCUUUUAUAUGUAUAGCUACUUUGAGGAUAGAGUAUAUCAUUAGCGUUUAUCAACUCGAAGAGAACCAGAAGGAUAUAUUAAUUGAACCUGCGAACCGUC
Penicilliopsis zonata CBS 506.65 is the source of this 2042-nucleotide messenger RNA. RefSeq lists its product as hypothetical. Gene Ontology annotation, molecular function: transmembrane transporter activity. Lineage: Eukaryota; Fungi; Ascomycota; Eurotiomycetes; Eurotiales; Aspergillaceae. Gene Ontology annotation, biological process: transmembrane transport. The record is from RefSeq and is a predicted model, not a curated record. The transcript has 2 exons. The coding region runs from base 329 to 1936 and encodes 535 amino acids.